Messenger RNA from Acipenser ruthenus (sterlet), 1220 nucleotides. RefSeq names its product histidine triad nucleotide binding protein 3 (gene hint3). The transcript is spliced from 5 exons. NCBI's taxonomy places the organism in Eukaryota, Metazoa, Chordata, Actinopteri, Acipenseriformes, Acipenseridae. The record is from RefSeq and is a predicted model, not a curated record. Gene Ontology annotation, molecular function: catalytic activity. The coding region runs from base 596 to 1096 and encodes 166 amino acids.
AUCCUAUCCUUUAAUUAUCUUUGACACUACACCGGUAGAGGCUUUUAAAGGGGUGCAAAUUUAAAUGACAUUUUGGUCCACUGUAGUGUAGUUUUUUUUUGUUUUUUACAUUACGUGUAGUGUAAAAUUUUUCACUACACUAAAAAUGACUUCACUUUAACAUUUUAAAGUAAAGGACUGUUUUUUGUUUAAACCAGCUUCAACCAGUAUUAUGGACUCAUGGACCUGUAUGACUAGUGCUGGUCAUUCCUGGCAUUUUCAAUAGAAAAAUAUGAGAUCCACACAUUUUUUGAAAAUAGAAUAUCACCGUUUAUACCAUAAGCGUGGGUAUAUCUAGCGUGGGAUCCAAUCUAGUGGUGUGCUGCUGAAACUGACAGAUUUAGCUCAAGGUUCUGAAAAAAGACGUUUGGGAAAUAGGCCAUAAACAGGAUUCGAACCCUGAACCUAACCAUGUUCAUCUGAUGCACGGAGGAGAAUGUACAUUAAUUGCCAGCUGCGCCCCGCCCUCACUUGCUCAUUUUGUCUGGAAUCGUCUUUUAGCCUGUGAAUCGGUUCUCUCAGUUAUCUUUACCGUUCCUCUGUACAGUCAGGAGAGAUGGCUGCAGCUGAGGGUGCAAAUACAAUGUCGGACGAAACAUCAGCCCAGAGCACAUGUCACCGAGAUGGGUACGAGGGUAAAUGUGUCUUCUGUAAAAUUGUCCAUAAGGAGAUCGACACUGAAUUCAUGUAUUGUGAUGAAGAACUGGCAUGUUUUAAAGAUGUUAAACCAGGAGCGCCACACCACUAUCUUGUGAUUCCCACUAGCCAUGUGGGAAACUGCAAAAGUCUGAAAAAGGAGCACAUCCCAUUAGUGGAGAAGAUGGUGGAGGUUGGAAAAAAAAUGCUGCAGCAGAACAACUUUACUGAUCUUAAUGACAUUAGGUUGGGUUUCCACUGGCCCCCGUUCUGUUCCAUAGCUCACCUGCACCUCCACGUGCUGGCGCCAGCCAGUCAGAUGGGAUUCAUCUCCAGAAUGUUUUACCGGAUCGAUUCCUAUUGGUUUAUUACAGCUGAACAACUUCUCGAGAGACUAAAUUCCCUUCCUGAAAACAGCUGAAUCUGAGUACUCUUGUGCUCAUAGGCAUGUAAUGUCUAGUUCAACUCAGUGAGAGGUUUGGAGAAUAAACUGCGCUUGAAAAACAGUUGUAAAUGGUACCGAUUAAAGCUCAAUUUAAAAUAAA